UCUACAUACAUCUAUGAUGAGUAUAUAGGAGAUUAUUGUGCUUUUGAAUUUAAAAAAAUACUAUUACAUUCAUAAAUUCAGAAUUAAGCAUUGAAUAUUAUUAUAUGUAUACAUGAAAUAUGAGUAAAAAUGAGUCAAAAUUAACUGGUUUUCAAAAGUCAACAUUACGUAAAAAGCCAGGGAAACAGAAUAUAGAAGUUGAAAAACUUGAUGAGUUCAACUUUAUACACAGUCAUGGUGAAAUUCAUUUCCCUGGAUGUGAAGAGCCAAUAAAGUAUAUUCGUACAGAUCAACGUAAUACGCAAGACCAGUGGAGACGUAUAUUAACUGAAAAAUGGAAUUUAAAACCACCAACCUUGAUUAUUAGCAUUCUUAGUACACAUGCUGAAUUAACAAAACGAUUUAAAAAUACUCUAAAGAAGGGUUUAUGGAAAGCUGCAGAAGCCUCAGGUUGUUGGAUAAUAUCAGAUGGCUUUGAUCAUGGAAUGACAAAAGUUGCCGCAGAAGCUGUACGUGAUUAUACUGACGCUUAUGGAAGUGAUCAUAUGAUUAUGGUUGGUAUAGCACAUAGUGAACGAGUAACAUACCAAGAAUUAUUUGAUUUAGCUAAUCAAGGAGUGAAAGGCAAAGAUGACUCUUCAAAUGUCUUAUAUCCAGAUCCUUUAUCCGAUGAAGAAACUGAAGAUGUUACAAACACAGCAACAACUUCAAUAGAACCUGAUUUAUGGCAAUCAAGUGAAUUAGGAGGACAAACAGAUGAUGUUAACGGCCCAAACAGGUCAAAUAAAUCAUUGACUAAAAUCAAUACUUAUCGAUUAAAUCCAAAUCAUCAAUUUUUAAUACUUGUUGAUCCACUUACUGAACAAGAACAAACUUCUGAAGAUCGACUAUUAGAAGCACGUAUCAUGCUAGAGCGUACUAUUAUAACCUGGGCAAAGCCAUCUUCACGCUCUACAUCUGAGUGUGGUUCAACGAAGACAAGUAGUCAGUCACUACGUGGCAAACUUAAAAAGAUGAAAGAUAAAGGACAAAAGUCAAUGAGUACAGAAAAUGUCCCAAGACCAUCAGCUGCUUUACCAUCAUUGGGUGAUGGUCUUGUUGGUCAAACGUUAAGACGACAGACCCGAUUGUAUUCACAGGCACAAAUAAUGAAUGAAACCGAAGUCAAAGAAAAUCUGUUAGCUGGGAAAGAUAUCAAUUUACUACAGACUAUUUCACAAGAUGAUAACAAUUCUGUCAGUCAAACAACUGCUCGAGUUCCAAUAUGUGGGAUAGUUGCAGGUGGAAACACCUCUACUAUGGAUCAAAUUUAUGCUUCAGUAACACUGAAUCGUUGUCCAAUGGUACUUGUUCGAGGAACGGGUGGUGUUGCUGAUAUUCUGUCGAAUGUUCUAGAUUUUAUGAGUUUCAGCAGCUCAUUGGAAGAAAGUGUUAUCACUGAUCAAGAAAUUAAUUAUAAAAUAGCAAGUAUUAUACAAGAAGUUCAAGAAGAUGCUCGUCAGAACAGACGCAGUAGACGACCAUUUAAGAGAUCAGAUAAAUCAGGAAAGACUGGAAAUAAACCAACAAAUUCCACUCUGAAUUUACCAAAUGAUUCAAAUAAACAACAGACUGUAGCAGAACAAGCAACAACAAACACAGUUAUCAAUAUUAAACAGUAUGAAUAUCAGAUAUGUCGGCUAAGAGAGCUGGCUGAUGACUAUGCACAUCUAUUUUCUGUAUUUGAAUGUGAUGAUAUUGAUUUAGACGGAUAUAUGAUAUCAGCUUUAUUAAGUAGUGCUGGAAUUGACAGACCAAAAACUGAAUUAAAUCUUGAUCAACUGGAAAUUACUAUACGAUUGAAUCGUGCAGAUAUUGCUCGUACAAAGAUAUUUCUUGAAGGGAAAAGAUGGAAAAAAGGCGAUUUAAAUGAAUUCAUGUUCAAUGUUAUAUUGAAUGAACAAACAGAUUUUGUACGAUUAAUAUUAGAGAAUGGAUUUAAUUUAGAUGAAUUUCUUACUGUUCAUACAUUGGAAAGAUUAUAUACAGAAUGUUUAAAAAAGACGGAUUAUAAGUCAAGAUUAUUACAACAAUUAUGGAAAAGUUCAAGAAUUUAUAAAAUGGAUUGGGUUAUGCUUAGAGAUAUUGGAAAAAUUAUUAAAAAUCUUCUUGGCGAUUUUUAUCAUCCAUUUUACUUAUCAAAACGUUUUCAAAAAUCAGUUGUUGAACAUGGUUAUUGUGACUCGAGUGAAGAAGAGGAUAAUAAUGGUAAUAAUAAUGGAAUAUAUGGUGAUCAAGAUAAACAAACAGGCAAAGUAAUUGCAUCAACAUCGACUCUAAAAGCUGUCGACCCUAUCCCAAUAUCAUUCAAUGUGGAUGAUGACAUGAAUGUAUCCGCAAUUGGAAGAUUUUCGGAUCAAGAAGAAGAAAGGAGAGAAGAUUCCUCUCAGACAAAAAGUGCGUCUAAUCAUAGUAAGGGAAGCAAAAAAGCAAAGCAUAGUAGGAGUUCAUUGGAAAAGAAUGAAAGACAAUCAGGUAAUGAGAAAUCUGAAGAUACAGAAGAUGGUACAAGCUUUACUUCAUCAAAUGUCUCAUCAGAUACUAAACUGAUUAAAUCUACAUCAAGAUCUAGGUCAAAAUCAAAGCGAUCUAAAAGCACAGGAUCAAGAAAAGAGGCUAAGUCACAUCGUUCACCAACUGCUAAGAGUGUAUCACCUACGCUGACAAAUAAUGGACGAAGGUGUAUUGUGAAGCCAGUUCCGAGUAUAAAUCAUACGAAUGAUUAUUUAGACCCAAAUGAAUAUUCAAAUAACAGAAGCAAUCAUACAAAUGGAAAGACUGUCGGUCGGAAACAUCUUAUUAGUUCAGUUUACCCAGGUGAACCAAAUGAUCCAAUACCUAAAGCUAAAGAAGAUAUAUUUUCUGAUAUGAAAACCCCCAAUUCCAAAGAGAAAAAUCGAAGUUUAUCAGUGAAAAAAGAAUCGAAUGAACUGGAUAAGAUGAAGAGAGUUAGCUCUAAAACCCGAGAAAGUGCUCCUGUGAAUAUUACAGUUCAAUCUGAUUCAUCAACAAAUUCUAGUAAAACUGAAAUAUCUGUAAUAAUUGAACCUAUAACAAAAAUAAAUAAUAAUAAUUCUAGUGAUCAUGUCCAACAACAAUCGAACAGUAGUAUACUUCAAUCAACAAGUUUGAGUAAACAAGCAUCAUCAGCUAGAAAUAAUCGAUUGCCUGUUCCACGUGUUGCACAUUCCAUUUUACAUCCAUUAAGUGAUCCAGAGAAAGCACGUUUACGUUUAAGAGAAAUAGAAAGACAAGCGUUGGAGCGUAAACGUGAAAAAGAACGUAAACGAAGGCAUAGAAUAGCACAAGAAAAAUUCACAAUUAUGGAACGUUUAACUGGUCAGGCUAAGACUGAAAGACUUGAAGAACUGAAGCCAUCCAAGCUUGCUAAUUUUAGACAUACAAGUACAGUGAAAUUUGACAGACCAGCUAGAGAAUUAAUGAUAAUGUGUAUAUUACUUGGUAGAUUUGAAAUGGCUGAAAUAUUUUGGAAUCAAGAAAAGGAACCAAUUGCUGCUGCACUUGUUCUAUCGAUUAUAAUCACUGAGUUGGGACAGAAAUCGGAUGAUGUCGCUAAUAAAGAUGAAUAUGAAGAGAAUGCUCGUUCAUUUGAAGAAAAGGCUGAUCAAGUCCUCGAAGAAUGUUUUCAAGAAGAUCGUGCACGUACUUUAAUUCUGUUAUACAGAAAACUAGAAUUUUAUGGAAAUACUUCAGUGAUACGUUUAGCUGCACGUGGAAAAUGUAUACGAUUUAUGGCUAAUCCAUGCUGUCAAGAUUUGUUAUCAGGUGUUUGGUCAGGCAAUUUAUCACCUAAAAAUACAUGGAUACAAUUAUUUCCAGCAAUUUUGGUGGGGAUGUCUUUACCGAUUAUAAUACCACAGUUUAUCAAAUAUUCUGCUGCUUUUGAAAGUGGAGAUUCGCCUACAAGUCAAUCUAAACAUGAUCAAGAUGACAAUAAAUUGAGUUCAGAUGUUGAAAAUCUACUAAAGGUACCACGUAAAUCGCUUGGUUUAGAUCAAACAGUCACAGUCAGAUCAAGAAUCAGUAAUCAAAUUGAACGCAUCAAAAUAUUUUAUCAAGCUCCUAUUAUCCGGUUUGUGUAUAACACAAUAUUCUAUUUACUAUUUCUUAUUAUAUUCAGCAAAACUCUGCUAACAUCAUUAACUUUAAGUUUCUCUUAUCUGGAUGUUUUUAUCACUUUGAUGGUUGGAUCAUUUUUAUGUGAAGAGUUAAAACAGGCUUUCGGUUCUGGUUCAAGUUUAAAAGAGUACAUCAGUGAUGGAUGGAAUAAAUUAGACUGUCUUGCAAUCAGUUUAUAUAUAGUCGGUUUGAGUGUUAAAAUUCAUGCCUACCAGAAUCGAAUACAAGAACAGUUAUACGAAUUGGAAACAAAUAAAUUGUUACAAUAUUUAAAUUUAUCAUCAUUGACAACAUAUAAUCAAACAAAUAUCUACAAUUUACUGAAUUAUUGUCAUAUUGAUCAAUGUAAUAAUAAUACUAAUCUAACAAGUAUUCCGGCAAAUUUAUCUACUGAACAAAUCCAAAUCAUCAACUCAAUGAUGGAGAUUAAAGCAUUGCCUAUGUUUAGUGGAUCUGGACAUUCAUCACAUACAUGGAGUCCUGAUUUACCAUACUACAUACUAUCUGAUGACUUAUUCACAAUUUCAAGAAUACUUUUCGCUUUUAGUUUAUUUGCAUUUUAUGUACGAUUAAUGUAUAUCUUCAGUUUUAGUAUAGUACUUGGACCAAAAUUAAUUAUGAUCAAUAGAAUGGUGGUUCAUGAUCUGCUACCGUUUUUACUCAUUCUGUUGGUAUGUUUAAUUGGAUAUGGUAUCGCCUUCCAGUCUAUUUCAUUUGCUAAUGGUUAUUACAGUGAUUAUGAACAAGAUAAAAUGACUGUAGAUUCGGUAUACAAAUCCAAACCAGGAAUUCGUAGUCUAUAUGAUGUAAUGAUGACAUCAUAUUUUCAGAUGUUGGGUGAAUUUCGUCUGGAUGACUUACAAGGGGAUGGUUCAUCUUGUCGUGACAACGGAAAGUGUCCUCAAAUGUCUUCACGUCGUUUAACAAUUAUCAUGUUAAGUGCUUACAUCUUAUUGACUCAAGUACUCAUGUUCAAUUUGCUGGUAGCCACAUUCACAUCAACAUACAAUGAAAUUGAAGGAUCCGCUCAAUACUUUUGGUGUUAUCAACGUUAUGAAAUGAUACAAGAAUUUGUUGACAGACCGUCUGUUGCACCACCAUUUAUGUUACUAUGGUAUUCAGUAGAAUUCACAGGCUUUUUAUUCAAUGUAAUUAGCAGUGCACUAUGUGAUCGUGCUGUUGAAGAGAUUAAAGACGAUGAUCCGUUUUGUCGAAGUUUACACAAUAAUGUGGCAUUGGAUAGAAAACUUACGAAGUGGGAGCAUAUGAUGGGUACUCGACGUAUCAAAGCUGACACAGAUGUAGGCGGUGCUCGUAAGUGGACUGGAAGAUCUCGUGGUGAUACUCAUGCAAUUGUAUUACGGUCUGCUGCAACUGGAGGUGUAACAGCCGGCAAAGGAUUAGUUGCAGGCGGAGCUGGUGGUCAUGGAGAUGUUUCUGGGGAACCAGGAUCUAUACUGGAAGGAAUCGGUCCUAUAUUUGGUCCAGAAACUGAAUUCAUUGAAGACAGAUUUCAUGAAUUGGGUAAUCAAAUCAGUAGACUAUCAAAUUUUGAAGAACGUCUAGGAAAACUAGUUCAAGGUGUCAAUCGUGUAAUGACUAUAGUAAAGGAUAUAAAUGAACAGCAGAAGAAGGCGAUCAAAUGUUUAAAUCCAGGCAAUGGCAAACGACUUGUCGGUUGGGGUAAAAGUAAGAAAGACACUCAAAAUCAGCUGGUGAAAGCAGUCUGUGCAGCUGUCACAGGCCUUGAUUCACACUGUACAAUAAUCGAAGAGAAGAUUGAAGAAAAAUUAAGAAUUGAAGAACAAUGCGUAAAAGCUAUUUUGACCCGAAGUAAUGGAGAAGAACCUGAACCGGAUACAGUUCUUACACCACGCAAAGGACCACCAUCGCGUAAUCCACGUGCAGCACCAGCAUCAGGAAAAAUUUUUGAACGUCUUAUUCUAAGUCAUCGAUUAUGGCGGAUAGUUCCAUUCAACUUUGAAAUCUAUCCUGGGAUUCGAAUGAAUGUACCCCCAGAUAAAUUGAACUGGAAGAUUCCAUAUGACACUUAUAGAACAUUUACAGUAACAGAUGACAGAAUCGCUUUACCAUAUCCUGAGAUUGAAGAUGGACCAGAGGUGUCUCCACAGUCACUACCCUACAAUGCAUAUGAUACUGUCAAGGGCGUAAGUAGAAUGUCACUGCGUGGUCGAGUGCGUGUUGUUCGCCAAACAGAUCAUAUCACUGACCCAAGAACAACUAAUAUCGUCUCUACAACAGCAAAAAGCAAAGCAUCAGCUAAAUUAUCCGAAUAUAUUCCAGUGGGUUAUCCUCUGAAUCCAUGUGGACGCACAGGUCUAAGUGGUAAAGGCCUAUUACCACACUGGGGACCAAAUCAUGUUAUUGUAGUUGCAAUUACACGACUGGAUCCUUCCCGUGCAAUGUAUGAAGAUUUACCAAUUAUGCAAGUUGGUUUACUACAUAAUAAUCAACAGCUGUGUCUACCAUGGUAUUUAACUGACCAUCGACAAGAUUGUGAUUUUCAUGACUGUAGUGCAAAUGUGAUUCGGGCCUUUAUUCAGCGUCGUUUAACAAAUCUGUUUGAAGAUAAACAGCAGGUUCAAUCGAUGCUUUUAAGUUUGAAGACUGCAAGUGUUUCCAUUGCUUAUACAGGUUAUAUCACUGAUCAUUUGAAUGCCGAUCAUGCAUGGAUUGAAGGAGUCUUACUCAAUAUACACGAAAAUGAAGAGCAUGCAUUUCAGGAAGAAAUUUUACAAGUGUUUCUGGAAUCUGAGUCUACUGAACAAGUUGCAUGGGUUAACAUUGGACGUCUAUCAGGAAUACGUUCUAGCCAUGAUGAACUGCUUGCGAGAAUUGCCUUACAUCGUGGUGCAUUUUAUAGUGAAGCGUUAGCUAGAAGACAAUUAAAUCCAUCACAGUGA
Trichobilharzia szidati is the source of this 7103-nucleotide messenger RNA. The record is from the annotation of a GenBank genome assembly. NCBI's taxonomy places the organism in Eukaryota, Metazoa, Platyhelminthes, Trematoda, Strigeidida, Schistosomatidae.